AUGGCUGAGCACCCUUCAUUCACUCUCGCUGGUCUACUGGCCGCUGGCGGUACAGCCGGCUACAUCCGAACUCGCUCAACUCCUUCUCUCGUCGCUGGUGUUGGUCUCGGUAUCUCAUACGCUUAUGCUGGCUAUCUCCUCAAGAACAACAAGGACUACGGGUCUGAGCUUGCCCUUGCCAACAGUGUCCUACUGACCGGCUCUGCCGUGCCUAGAAUCAUCAAGACUGGUGGCCGAGCUCCUGUACCGCUUCUUCUUGGUGCUGCGGGUGGACUUGCGACGUAUUAUUACCAGAAGAAGUUCCGUGAGUUUCGGUACGGUGUAUAA
Molecule: messenger RNA, 327 nt
Organism: Fusarium mangiferae
Lineage: Eukaryota; Fungi; Ascomycota; Sordariomycetes; Hypocreales; Nectriaceae
Product: related to UPF0136 membrane protein YJR085C
Exons: 3
Coding region: 1-327 (108 amino acids)
Cellular component (GO): membrane
Source: RefSeq, a predicted model, not a curated record